CUCUAAUCUCUGAAUUAACUAACAAACAAUCAAAGGCAGAUUUUGAACGCCGUGUCGCUUCUCACACAGCACUCCUGCGCAGGCGCUGUUCUCUGCUGAAUCCCUUCGAUCGUUUUCUCAAGCUGUUUAUUUCACCAUUUUCACUGCUGCGAUCGAUGUGAAAGCGAUUGGAUUCCGACCAAGUUUGUACGCUGCGCAAUUUUUUAAUUGUUAUUGAAAAUUUGGAAAUUAUUGUUCUGUGGCAUACAUUCGAUGCACUGUAGCUGCUAAGAAAGAGUCAAAGUUGUUGAUAGUUGUUUGAUGGUGUAUUGAUAAUCCAUUUGUGGAAGGUGCGUGGAUUCUGCUGGAUUUAGGGAGGAUUUUGAUUUUGAUUUUGAUUAUUAUUUUUAUUUUAUUCUGCGGUGGGUGAGAAAAUGAAUGCGGUCGGGAGGCAGAGAUCCGGCGCGUCGGGUGCGCAUCAUCAGCGGCAGUAUUCGGAUAAUUUUCUGGAUAGUUCAUCGAACGGGCGAUGGUUGCAAUCAGCUGGUUUGCAGCACCUGCAAUCGUCGAGCAAUGCGGCGCCUCCUGUUCAGGAUUUUGGGUACUACGAUGGGGGCGGUCAGGGUUGGAAAGUGAAUAGAAGUGUACAGGCGCCGAGAACUUUUAAUGGAGGCAGCGAUUUGUUUGCGGAGCCGCUAUCGCCGCCGCGGAAUGUUGGGAAGAGAAAUGGGGAAGACCAUAUUUCGCCGAAUGAGUCUAGCCCCGGACUGUUGGAUCUGCAUUCUUUUGAUACAGAGCUACUAUCCGAGAUGCCAGUUCCUGGUCUUUAUGAUGGCCCUGCACUGAAUCGUUUACCGCGGGGGAGAAGCUUUGAUGACUCCGAUGCAUACUUUGGAAACAAUAAACAAACUGGAAAAAUUCGCGGUUUGGCUGAGAGCAAUGUUAUGAAAAGCCUUGCAGUUGACAAUGCCAAGGCCAGUAAUGUGGCAAAGAUCAAAGUAGUGGUGAGAAAAAGACCACUAAACAAGAAAGAACUAACCAAGAACGAGGAAGAUAUCAUAGAAACUGGCUCAAGUUCUGUCACUGUUCAUGAGACAAAACUUAAGGUUGACCUGACAGAAUAUGUGGAGAGACAUGAGUUUGUAUUUGAUGCAGUGCUGAAUGAAGAAGUUUCUAAUGAUGAGGUGUAUCAUGAAACUGUGGAGCCUAUUGUUCCAAUAAUUUUUCAACGUACAAAAGCUACUUGCUUUGCUUAUGGACAAACAGGAAGUGGCAAAACCUAUACAAUGAAGCCCCUGCCAUUGAGAGCAGCCAGAGAUAUCCUGAGGCUUAUGCACCAUACUUACAGAAACCAAGGAUUUCAAUUAUUUGUCAGCUUCUUCGAGAUAUACGGAGGAAAACUUUUCGAUCUCCUCAGCGAAAGGAAAAAACUCUGCAUGAGAGAAGAUGGAAAACAGCAAGUUUGCAUUGUUGGAUUGCAAGAAUACCGAGUAUCUGAUGUUGAAAUGAUCAUGGAACUCAUUGAGAGAGGAAAUGCGAGUAGAAGUACGGGCACCACAGGAGCGAAUGAGGAAUCUUCUCGUUCGCACGCCAUUCUUCAGCUUGCUGUCAAGCGAUCAGCUGAUGGCAACGAAUCCAAACCUGCCCGGCUCGUUGGGAAGCUUUCCUUCAUAGAUCUUGCUGGAAGCGAACGCGGUGCAGAUACUACUGAUAACGAUAAGCAGACGAGAUUGGAAGGAGCUGAGAUCAACAAAAGUUUACUGGCUUUGAAGGAGUGUAUUCGAGCACUCGACAAUGAUCAAACUCACAUUCCAUUCCGAGGCAGUAAACUGACUGAAGUUCUGAGAGAUUCAUUUGUCGGGAACUCUCGCACUGUUAUGAUUUCUUGUAUAUCACCGAACGCUGGAUCCUGCGAACAUACAUUGAAUACAUUAAGAUAUGCCGAUAGGGUGAAGAGCCUUUCGAAGGGUAACAACUCCAAGAAGGAUGCUUUAUCUUCGACGAUGAAUUUGAAGGAGUCGAUUGCUAGACCACCAUUGUCGGCAGUCCCACCUCAAGCAUCCGCGUUUGAAGAUGAUACGGGAGACUCAUGGCCGGAUCAGACUGAUAUGGACGAAUUCGACGAUGAUUUCUACGAGCAAGAAAAGCCAUCAUGGAAGAACAACGCCAAAGUCGAUCCAUACGCCUUCUUGAAUCAAGACGACAAGGCCAAGCGAGCCAGCGUACAAGCCAAAUGGAAGGAACCUCCGAAACCAGAAAUGAAAUAUUCGAAUUCGGACAAAGAUUUGGAUGCUUUAUUGAAGGAAGAAGAAGAUCUUGUCAGCGCCCACAGAAAACAAGUCGAGGAAACAAUGGACAUUGUUCGAGAGGAGAUGAAUCUACUCGUUGAAGCCGAUCAGCCAGGCAAUCAGCUCGACGACUACAUCUCCAGACUCAACUCUCUCCUGUCGCAGAAAGCUGCCGGCAUCCUCCAGCUGCAAAACCGCCUGGCGCAUUUCCAGAAACGCUUGAAGGAACACAACGUGCUCGUCUCCUCCGGCUACUAAUCAAAGCACAAGAUAAGAACGAUGGCUGCGUUACUUAUAAUAGUUUUCCAUACAACAGUUUCACAGGGUGUGCGAAUUAUCGAGACGUUUGUAUAAAACCUUCUUCCCCAGCUUGAAAUCGCUACACAGCUUGACAAUGUCUUUCUCGACACAAUGCAUUUCUUAUAUCGAAACUUUUUUAAGUA
Molecule: messenger RNA, 2710 nt
Organism: Andrographis paniculata
Lineage: Eukaryota; Viridiplantae; Streptophyta; Magnoliopsida; Lamiales; Acanthaceae
Product: kinesin-like protein KIN-13B
Exons: 12
Coding region: 414-2525 (703 amino acids)
Biological process (GO): microtubule-based movement
Molecular function (GO): microtubule motor activity; microtubule binding; ATP binding
Source: RefSeq, a predicted model, not a curated record